Messenger RNA from Calidris pugnax (ruff), 2961 nucleotides. RefSeq names its product solute carrier family 17 (vesicular nucleotide transporter), member 9 (gene SLC17A9). Bases 71 to 1438 code for a protein of 455 amino acids. Gene Ontology annotation, cellular component: membrane. Gene Ontology annotation, biological process: transmembrane transport. The record is from RefSeq and is a predicted model, not a curated record. The transcript is spliced from 13 exons. NCBI's taxonomy places the organism in Eukaryota, Metazoa, Chordata, Aves, Charadriiformes, Scolopacidae. Gene Ontology annotation, molecular function: transmembrane transporter activity.
GGGAACCGGCGGCCGCCGCCGUCGUCGCCGCCGCGAUGUGAAGGCGGCGGAGGCGGAAGGCGCUGCCCGCAUGGCCGCGGGUGGCGGCGGCAGGAAUGUCCCGCUGUGCGGAGCCCAGCACGGCCCCCGGGCCGCGCAGCACGACGGCAUGAGGAGGGAUGGCGGCGGGGACCCGUACUGGUCCAGGCCCGAGUCCCGUGUCUGGACGGUGAUGCUGCUGCUGGGGACCUGCCUGCUGUACUGCGCCCGCGUCACCGUGCCCGUCUGUGCCGUCGCCCUCAGCACCCACUUCGACUGGGACAAGAAGCAAUCCGGCAUCGUGCUCAGCAGCUUCUUCUGGGGCUACUGCCUGACGCAGAUUAUCGGGGGACAUAUCAGUGAUCAGAUAGGGGGGGAGAAGGUCCUCCUCCUCUCGGCAUCAGCCUGGGGGUUCCUGACGGUCAUCACCCCGCUCCUCACUCACGUCACCUCUGCCCACCUGGUGUUUAUGACCUCCUCCAGGUUCCUCAUGGGGCUGCUGCAAGGGGUGUAUUUCCCAUCCCUGGCCAGUCUCCUGUCCCAGAAGGUCCGGGAGAGCGAGCGAGCCUUCACCUACAGCACCGUGGGGACCGGCUCCCAGUUUGGGACGCUGGUGAUCGGCGGUGCAGGGUCUCUCCUCCUGGACUGGUACGGCUGGGAGAGCGUUUUCUACUUCUCUGGUUUGCUCACUCUGCUUUGGGUUUACUGCACCUGCAAGUACCUCCUGACUGAGAAGGAACUCAUCAUCCCUGUAGACUAUUUGAUGAGAGGCCUCUCGAUACCCAAGCAGACCAAGGUUCCCUGGAAGCAGCUCUUCAGGAAGGCACCGAUAUGGGCUGUCAUCAUCGCUCAGCUCUCCACGGCCAGCACGUUUUUCACUCUCCUUUCCUGGCUGCCAACUUUCUUCAAGGAAACUUUCCCCGAGUCAAAGGGCUGGGUGUUUAAUGUAGUCCCCUGGCUGGUUGCAAUUCCGACAAGCUUGUUCAGUGGAUUUCUGUCUGAUCAUUUAAUCAACCAGGGGUACAAAACCAUCACCAUCCGUAAGUUCAUGCAGGUCAUCGGCUCCGGCGUCUCCAGCAUUUUUGCUUUGUGCCUGGGCCAGACAUCCAGCUUCUGCAAAGCCAUCGUCUUCGCCUCCGCCUCUGUUGGGCUUCAGACCUUUAACCACAGUGGCAUUUCAGUGAAUGUACAGGACCUGGCCCCCUCGUGCGCUGGCCUGCUGUUCGGCGUUGGGAAUACAGGCGGAGCCCUCCUAGGUGUCAUUUGUGUGUACUUGGCUGGCUACCUGAUUGAGACAACGGGCUCCUGGAUUUCUGUGUUCAACCUGGUGGCUGCCGUUAACAGCAUUGGCCUCUGUGCAUUCCUCGUGUUCGGGGAGGCCCAGAGGGUGGACACGGACUCUGCAUACAUGGACCUCUAGAGAUGAGUCCAGCAAACAGCCGAGGAACAGGAGAGUGUCACAUCUAUGUGUCAUUGUCGCACAAGUGCCAAAGAAUUAUUUUUUUUUUUAAGGUGUUUAACAGGAAAAAGUAUACGGAGACCAAGCACGUAAUGGGUCUGGAUGAAACCCAUGGGAGAAAAGAAAUUUAGAAUCUUUUGCUCAGGGCAUAGCUGAUGGCCUGCAGAGCCGUCCAGCUCAACAUCUCCAGUGAGGAUACAGCCCGUGUGACCAGUUUGCCCCAGUCCAUGUCUAGUGGACAAAUAUCCACGUGGCCAAAGCAGCUCACCCGGCUUGUCUCCGGAGGGAGCUGAGGUUUGCCCUGGAGAGGGGAACAGGUCCCUUCAUGCUCUGCCGUCCUCUGACCACAGGGAGGGUGGCCGCCUCUCGGGCAACACGUGUCCUCUGAACUUCAUGGAAGGAAUAAUCCAAACUAACGUACCUCUGACCUUAACCCUCCCUCGUGUGCCUUCAUUCUGCAGUCUGCUCGACGGGUACAAGCCAGGUCUACAAGAGAAAGGGUUGUGAGAUGAAUUCAAGGCUUCCCUUCAGGGGAAGUCUUCAGGCUGGAUGUCUACCACGGACCCAGGAGCUGCCUUCGUGGUGCUGGAGCUGAGCUGGGGGCUGCAGAGCAGAUCGCUCAAGCCAGUAGAGCCCAUCUUUGCUUGAUCAAGGACAGAGCUCAAGGGCUCCCUCCUCUCCCUGCUGGCUUUACUCCAGCCCUGAGCCAAGGCAGACCACCUCCAAGGUGAGAGCAGAGGAGACCUGCCAUCACCCGUGGUCAGACUUAGCUGGUCUGAGCUCUCCAGGUGGGUGCCACCGAGGAGCUGUGAAUGUUUAGGAAGAACAGGUCCCCUGCUGUGCUGUGGAUCUGAACUCCCAGAUGCUUUCUGCUUGAUCAGACGUGUCCUUCACCUGCUCCCCAAGGGACACCGGAGACUUUCCAAAGAGCCUGCAAGGGGCAGGUUUGGUUUCCACGUUAAGCAUAAAGCAGAUUUGUGCAUGGGGGAUCCAUGGUGCUGGCUGUGGAUCCCUGCGGGUCCCUGUGUCAGAGGGAAGUACUGGGCUGCACACGCUUCUGAGCCUGAAUGUCUUAAGUUAUUUAUAAAUAUUUUUAAAUUUAAGUAACCAAAUUCUAUAUUUUAUGUACUUGAGGCCUGAUUCUGCAUGCUUAUUUUGAGUGGUGCUCCCACCAAACCCCACAGUAUUUCUAGAAGGGAAGGAUUUACCAGCCUACAGUUUCUGGUUUUGUAGGAUCUAUUUUAAAGGUGACAUUUCAUAUUAAAGCAAUUCGUUGCUUUUCCUCCCACCCCUUGCUUGCAGCCUGAAAAGUUCUUUUUGAUUUCUCUAGUGCUUGCCACAAAACUUCAGCUGAGACUUGGGAUCUCAAGGGCUUCACCGUGCAGGAGAGUGAUAGGUUCAGAUUCAUUGUCCUUAAAAAAAAAAUAAUUAAUUAUCCCCUGCUUCUCCUUUUGUUUUGGCCAAAUUUCUUCUUGGAAGGUAUG